Micropterus dolomieu (smallmouth bass) is the source of this 1211-nucleotide messenger RNA. RefSeq names its product transmembrane protein 72 (gene tmem72). The transcript is spliced from 5 exons. The record is from RefSeq and is a predicted model, not a curated record. Bases 216 to 1010 code for a protein of 264 amino acids. Lineage: Eukaryota; Metazoa; Chordata; Actinopteri; Centrarchiformes; Centrarchidae.
AGGUAAACUCGUCCAGUCUAAGGGUCUCCACAUCAUGCCACUCAUGGAUUACCCAUCUUUACCCAGCUUUUUGAAAACAAUCCUUCUAGCGGACACUCAGCUAUCUGUCUAGAAUGCUACUUUAGAAACUACUAGGUCACCAACAAUUUCAGAUAGUGUUAGAGAAGUGUGAAGGUUACAUUUUUAAACAGUGACGAGGGAAAGUAUUUGAGGUCAUGGGGAACUCAGAGAGCGUUUGGUGGAUUGUAGUGGAGUUUGCCUGUAGGAUCCUUGGUGUUUCUACGGCAACAGUGUUGUGUGCUGUGGGAGUGGAGACCCUACAAAAGGGAGAAUUCAACAGCCUUGGCAUCUACCUACUAGUGUCAUCUGCUGGCAUCAUGAUGUUUGAGAUGGCCUAUUUCCUGGAUGCUCUUCUGUUCAUGUGUCUGCCCUGUCCUCCAGACUGGCAGCUGUUUAUAUUGUGGGGGAAGAUGGCUCACAUUGGAGGCUUCCAAAAGUUCCUCUAUUACUCCAUAAUGUCAGUGGUCUGCUUCUUGCACCCUGUGUUGGUGUGGCAUGCAAUUAUCCCAGGGACAAUGCUUCUGGUCACAGCCUUUUCCAACUUCAUACUAAGCAAGAAAACAAAGAUCAAGUCCCCUAAAAGGCCACAGGAGAGCCACAGCGACCACAGCCAGACCACCGUCUGUGGGAUAGAGGAGGCGGCCUCGGACAGCACUUUUUCAUUCCUCCACAUGGUGACGGGAAGGAAAGUGGGGGGACUGGCUCUUGCAACAAGAGACCGCUGUCUCUGCCCGGGAGAGAGAGGAGAGAGCAUCCAGGCCAUGCUGGAGCUGGAGCAGACAGCAACACCUAAAGACACAGACGGGGAGAGGAGGAGGUGGAACGAGAGGAGGCUGGUAUGCUUCAGAGGUAGGGAGGAGCCAGUGGAGAGAGAGAUGGAGGAGAUGGACGGCUACUGUGAGCCAGAGCCAGACACCACCUCAGACACUGCUCCUAUGAUUACUGCCUGAACGUUCUUCUGUUUUCAGAAUGAGCUCCUUACUGAUGUCACACAAAGGAAAGCAUGUGCAAUGUGCAUCUAGCUGGUGCUACACUGACUUUUAGUUGGAAAUAAUAUUAUAAAAUGUCUGACAUUAAAUGUUUUACUCAUUUUUGUAUUUUUUAACUUUAAAGAGAUCUAUUUGUACAAAAUGAACAUUUUAUGUCUGAGC